GGCAAGGCGGAGAGGACGGCCACCGUAGAGGCGGCCCGGACAUGGCGCAGAGGCCCGGCCCCGGGGGAAGAUGAAUAAAGGGUGGCUGGAGCUGGAGAGCGAUCCAGGCCUCUUCACCCUCUUGGUAGAAGAUUUUGGUAAGACUGUGCAUUUCGUUGUUCGUCGCGGCCCCCGUUGUCUUGAGGCGUGCCGUGUGGCACCGGCACUGACCCCUCUUUCCCCCUCUGCAGGUGUUAGAGGGGUGCAGGUUGAGGAGAUCUAUGAUCUUCAGAGCAAGUGCCAGGGACCCGUGUAUGGGUUCAUCUUCCUGUUCAAAUGGAUCGAGGAACGCCGGUCCCGCCGCAAAGUCUCCACCCUGGUGGACGAGACUUCAGUGAUCGAUGAUGACAUUGUGAAUAACAUGUUCUUUGCCCAUCAGCUGAUCCCCAACUCUUGCGCUACUCACGCCUUGCUGAGCGUCCUGCUGAAUUGCAGCAAUGUGGACCUGGGGCCAACGCUGAGCCGCAUGAAAGACUUCACCAAAGGAUUCAGCCCUGAGAGCAAAGGAUACGCAAUUGGAAAUGCUCCUGAACUGGCCAAAGCACAUAACAGCCAUGCAAGGCCUGAACCACGUCACCUUCCUGAAAAACAGAAUGGGAUCAGUGCUGUACGAACCAUGGAGGCCUUCCACUUCGUCAGCUAUGUUCCCAUCAAGGGGCGGCUUUUUGAACUGGAUGGACUGAAAGUGUACCCCAUUGACCACGGGCCUUGGGGUGAAGAUGAAGAGUGGACAGACAAAGCCAGGAGAGUCAUCAUGGAACGAAUUGGCCUGGCCACAGCAGGGGAACCGUAUCACGACAUCCGCUUUAACCUGAUGGCGGUGGUGCCCGACCGCAGGAUGAAGUACGAGUCCAAGCUGCACAUCCUGAAGAUGAAUAGACAGACGGUGCUGGAGGCCCUGCAACAGUUGAUCCGUGUAACCCAGCCAGAGCUAAUUCAGACCCAAAAGUCCCAAGAGGCUCAGGCUCCUGAAGAUCCAAAACCAGGCAGCAGCAAGGCCCCAGCAGUGCUUGAUGCAAACAGGACUCACCUGGCUGCUGAGAGCUCUCACGCCGAUGGGGCCGAAGAUAUGGCUCGGCCAUGCCAACAGGCCGCCACCAAUAGCCCUCCCAACAAAUCCAAACUGGCCGUGAAGCCUCCCGUGAGCGGCCUCAAUGGAGCUUCGGCCAACCCCAGCCCCAUUGUUCAGCGGCUGCCAGCUUUCCUGGAUAACCACAACUAUGCCAAGUCUCCCAUGCAGGAAGAAGAGGACCUGGCUGCGGGCGUGGGCCGCAGUCGCGUCCCAGUCCGUCAGCACCAGCAGUACUCUGACGACGAAGAUGACUACGAGGACGAGGAGGAAGAGGAUGCGCGCAACACCAACUCUGCCCUCAGGUACAAGCGAAAGGGGCAGGUGAAAAAGGAGGCUCUGAUGGGGUCCUCAGAUGGUCAGCUGUCUGUCCUCCAGCCCAACACCAUUAAUGUCCUUGCCGAGAAGCUCAAGGAGUCCCAGAAAGACCUCUCCAUCCCUCUGUCCAUCAAAACCAGCGGUGGAGUGGGGAGCACCACUGUGGCGGGGCCCCCGCACUCCCAGCCCUCACCCACACCCAGCAAUGAAAGCACAGACACUGCCUCCGAGAUCGGGAGUGCCUUCAACUCCCCUCUACGGUCCCCCAUCCGCUCGGCCAAUCCCACGCGCCCAUCUAGCCCCGUCACCUCCCACAUCUCCAAGGUGCUCUUCGGGGAGGACGACAGCUUGCUGCGUGUGGACUGCAUGCGCUAUAACCGGGCCGUGCGGGACCUGGGACCUGUCAUCAGUACUGGCCUGCUGCACCUUGCUGAGGACGGGGUGCUCUGCCCCCUCAUCAUCACAGAAGGGGGAAAAAGCUCCCCGAUAUCCAGCAGACAAAGCGAGCUUGCUCAAGUGGUUGUCAAGGUGGAGGAGAAACCAUUGCCUGAGUCGAGUGACAGUAAAGGAACGAGCAGGAACGUGGAGCAGCCGGGUGGAGAGAAGUAUUCCCCUAAAGAGCUGUUGGCUUUGCUGAAGUGUGUGGAGGCAGAGAUUGCAAACUACGAAGCCUGCCUCAAGGAAGAAGUGGAGAAGAGAAAAAAGUUUAAGAUUGAUGACCAGAGAAGAACCCAUAACUAUGACGAGUUCAUCUGCACCUUUAUCUCCAUGUUGGCGCAGGAAGGAAUGCUGGCCAACCUUGUAGAGCAGAAUAUCUCUGUGCGGCGGCGGCAGGGUGUCAGCAUCGGCCGACUCCAUAAGCAGCGGAAGCCCGACCGCCGGAAACGCUCCCGCCCAUAUAAAGCCAAGCGCCAGUAAGGAGACCAACUGGCCUUGGGCUCCCCCAGGCCUUUUUUUUUGUUUUAACCGUGGGGUUUUAACCAAGGAAGCAGGUAUUCAUGUAUCCUAUUUAAGAGGAGUUGUGCUGAGGAACAGUCUGCUCUUCUCAACUCCUCUUCCCAAUGUUGUUGAACAGUCCAACCGGGAAGUUUCCACUUUCCCAUGGAACUCGGGUAUUCCUCACACGUCGGUCACACUACAGCCCAUCCUGUUGAUUCUGUAAAGAGAGGGUCAGCUCAGCAGAGUCGUCUGAUGCCCCCAAGAACCCUGACUUUUCUAAGAGCAGGCCAGCUAGAGCUCUCGAUGGCUAAAUCCCUUGAGAGGAUGAACCCGGAGCCCUGCUACAGCAGCAGCAGCAGCAGCGGUUGGUAUAGUAUGAACUCUGAGCCACUCCUCUGGUCCUCCCUGGAUGCGGUUGGUCACUUAAGCCUAACACAGCUGGCUGUGCACAACAAAUUCCAAGGUCACCUGAGCUUCCUACUUGGGGCCAAGGUCCUGACUCUUUCCUUCUCUCCCUCCCCCACUUCUGUGACAGCAGAAUAUAUAUUUUAUAUAGCAGAAAUGUAUAUUUUUCUUGGUUCUGAUCAGUCUUGCCACCACUGUAUUGAACAUAGGAGGCUUCUGAAAGAAACGUCCACCUUCUGGGCAGCAGCUGCCUGGUGUUGUCACUAUUUAGAUUUGGCUUUCCUUCUCCGGCCCCAAAGGGACGGCUGUUCUCUCUCCCGUAAUCUCCUCUCCCCCGAACAAUCCCAAUCGCCUUGAUUGCCUGUGACCUUCUCUCCUUUCUGUGAGCUUAAUUAAUCAAUCAAUAAAUUAAUCAAUGGUAUUCAUUGAGCAAUGUACAAAGCUUUUGGGAGGGUACUAGUCACUCGAGUUGGUAGAUGUGAUCCCUGCCCUCGAGGAGCAAGAAACCUCACCAAACAGCCUAGUGGGGGAAACAGACAUUAAAAUGAAUCACAUAUAGGGGAAAUGGCAGAUUAUAAGGCUAAGAUGCAAGCCAGAAUUGCAUCAUCACGCUGUUUGGACUCUUCAGUCCAAUUGGAUUAAGCUGAGACAAGGUGUUUUUGUUUGUUUUGGGUUUUGUUUUAAAUUCUUCUAAUUUCUGCAAGUUCAGUGGCUUCCUCUGGAACCAUGGUUUGCCCAUUGGUCCCAUGUGAGAUAGGGAAACAAGGCAUAAACUAGCUUGACCAGUCCCAGCUGCUUUCUACAGUCACUACAACCAGUGGCCUGGACAGGCCACAGAGAGGGCUGAUGCAGAGCUCCAUGGGCUUUAGUAAUAAUAAUGAUGGCAUUUAUUAAGCGCUUACUAUGUGCAAAGCACUGUUCUAGCAGCUGAUCGUGGGGCAGUAACAGAUGACUGACGGGUUUUCUUUGGCUUCAAGAGACAUCGCAUCAGGAAUCGAUUAGUUAAUUUAUGGUGUGCCUAGUGUGGGCUGAGCACUGUACUAGGCGCUUGGGAGAGAACAGUACAGUAGGGUUGGUAGACAAGUUCCUUGUCCACAGGGAUCUUAGAAGCAAGUGUGGCAAAUGAACCCGUCUCUUGGUGGCAGUGUUUUUGAGAUGUGAACUUUGUUGUCUGCUCCCCUGGGGAGGCCAGGUGUGUGUAAAGGAGGAGGAGGAGAAGAAGAAGCUAGCCGCUACUGCUGCUAUAGUAUUAUGUCGCAAGGGUUCAUUGGGCUCCGUCGGCUCUGCGGAGAGGUUACUGCUGUGAGAGGUUGCGAGAUGUCAAGAAGGGCUGUCCGUGCCUAUGGCAGUAUUAUAUGGGCUUCCUGCCACUACCGACUAGCCGAGGGCCACCACAGGGGUCCUAGCCUGGGGGGCCUGCAAAUUGGGCUGUGGGCACAUGUGGAGGGUCCUUGGACAGCUUGGGUAGGAAAAAGCCCCUUUUCUCCCCUUCCCCAGUCCCAGUUCCACGAAGCUGUUGUCACUGGUACCUUUAGUUUUGACUGCUGCCACCUCCUCCUCCAGUAUGAACUGCCAUUGCGAAGGAGUUGCUUGGCAGUAAAGAGGAAGGAAAGAUUUCUUCAGCUGCCUCGAGGGUGGCUCGAAACUGGGCUGUCCAGGUGAAAUGAGGUCAGGCACUAAGAUGGAGCUGCAGGGAAAGGAUUUUACAAGGGCCUAGCUGGCCAAAUCCCAGGAGCCCCCUAGAAGAAGACCAGCAAAGGCAACUGCCCGCUUCCCUCAGCUCUGGGGCCGGUACCCAGCUCUCGUGCGUGCUGGUUUCCAAGCAGUUCUCACGAAGGCUGAAGCCAUACUGUGCCUAAAGAGGUCCAGAGAUGAAGGCAUUGCUAAAAAAAAAAAAAAAUCUAUCCUCCGUUAUCAGUAUUGGGUCAAACUGUUCUAUGUUUUCCCCUCCUGCUGAAGUGGGUUUGUUCUGCUUCCUUGGUUUCCUCCUUUGUAUUCUUUCUGGUCCCCCUGGCAACAAUGUUUCUCUCGGCCCUCUGCCUUCUCCCUUCUCCCUCUCUCCUUGUAGCCCUCGGUGAAGGCUGAGCGACUCCCUCCCGCUUCUCCCCACUCUCCGCCCUCCCCGUGCUUAUUAUGGCUGGGCGAGGGACUGACAGUCCUUCUGGUCCAAUAUCCCCAAAGAGCUUGCUGAACUGGCGUGGUUUUUUUUAAGUACCAGGGCAGGCCAGCUUCUCCAGAGCCACUCACACUUGGUGUUGCGCUGGGGAAAAAUUCCUCAUAGGUUUGAUAUACGUACAGAUGUGAUUAGGGUUUGGUGUGACACCCAUCGUGCUUUGCUGAAGCAAGCUGCCUGAUUCAUAGCAAUCCCUGUCCGUACCUGACCUGCCAAUGAAUUAAUAAAAUUCUUCUGUGAUUAAC
Molecule: messenger RNA, 5188 nt
Organism: Tachyglossus aculeatus (Australian echidna)
Lineage: Eukaryota; Metazoa; Chordata; Mammalia; Monotremata; Tachyglossidae
Gene: BAP1
Product: BRCA1 associated protein 1
Exons: 16
Coding region: 71-2344 (757 amino acids)
Biological process (GO): ubiquitin-dependent protein catabolic process; protein deubiquitination
Cellular component (GO): cytoplasm
Molecular function (GO): cysteine-type deubiquitinase activity
Source: RefSeq, a predicted model, not a curated record